Molecule: messenger RNA, 2062 nt
Organism: Scatophagus argus
Lineage: Eukaryota; Metazoa; Chordata; Actinopteri; Scatophagidae
Product: major histocompatibility complex class I-related gene protein-like
Exons: 7
Coding region: 481-1683 (400 amino acids)
Biological process (GO): immune response
Cellular component (GO): external side of plasma membrane
Source: RefSeq, a predicted model, not a curated record
UACUUGGCGUUUGGCUGAAACAGACUUGUAAUCUACAUACCGGUCUGUCCAGUUUCAAAAGUCAGACUCAGAGGUAAACACUUCUUUAAAGACUGACACUUGGAAAGCACUGUAACUGCAAUUUUGCACUUUUUGAAAACCCAGUAAUGGCGUUACAAGAUGGCAGUGAAGUGGAUUAAACUCUUCAUUCAGUGUUUCGUGCUGUCAGCUGCUAAAUGCGGCUAUUCAACGACUCUGUUUUAACUCCCUCACAUCAACCUACUCGGGGAAGCAAGUGUGAUUCUACAAAAGUUAAAAUUUCCCAUCACCCUCCAUCUUUGAGCUGGAAAUUUUUGCAGCCAUUUGCUUUUCAGGACACACCAGUCUGUCCAGUUUCAAAAGUCAGACUCAGAGGUAAACACUUCUUUAAAGACUGACACUCGGAAAGCACUGUAACUGCAAUUUUACACUUUUUGAAAACCCACAAUAUGGCGUUACAAGAUGGCAGUGAAGUGGAUUAAACUUUUCAUUCAGUGUUUCAUGCUGUCAACUGCUAAAUGCGAUUCCCACUCCCUUCAGUUCUUGUCCACAGGACAUGAACAGCCUGGAGGUCGACCUUUAUUUGAGCAACUGACUGUAUUUGACGGAGUUCCCAUCUCUCACUGUGACGGUUGGACAAAGAAAGAGGAGUUCAAACCUGCCCUGGAAUCAAGCAAUUUACCUGUAAAAUGUGAUGAAGCAAGUUAUCAUAUUAUAGAAUUUCUUCAUCGGAUUCCUCCACUUAACAGCACAGUGUACGUGCAGCGGCGCCGUGGCUGCAUCCUGUCAGCCAAUGGGAGUGUCUCUGCUUUUGAUGUCUGGGCAGUGAAUGGAGUGGACUUCAUAAGCUUUAACGCUGAGUCGCAGAGAUGGACAUCUUAUUGUCCCAUGGCAGGAACAGUUAAACAUCGCUGGAACAACAAUAAUGCAAGGAAUUCUGCCUUUAGGAACUUCAUCAGAGAACAAUGUCCACUAUUGAUCCAUGGAAUUAAAUUAAGAUCAACACAGCAAAGUACAGUGCUGCGUGUCUUUGCCAAGCCCAUAGUGAACACGGCCCAGGCACUGCUGAGGUGUCACGUGACCAGCACUGACAAAUCAGUGAGCUCAGUGCAUCUGAUUGAACCUCAGUACUCCAAAGCCAUCUGGGUCACUGUAACCGGGCCAGUGCCUUCCCAAGACGGAUCCAUGGUCCUCCGACUGACAGCUGAGAUCCCCCUGAGCUCAGACUCCAGCAUGUACGGCUGUAGAGUACAAACAGGAGGCCAUAACAUCACUGUCUUUUGGGAUGGAAAUACUCUCGAUGGCAGACACCUGCUUAACGUGUUAAGUGUCCAUUGGAAAAUUGUGACGCCAAUCCUUGGGUUCUUCUGCGUUUUGUUUGCAAUCACUGUUAUGUCCUGCGGAAUAAUAUACCUGCAUAAAUGUGUUAAGAAGAAGAAGUCUCAUCAUCAACCAAGCAUUGACCCACAGUUGAUUGAGCAGUUUGUCGUGUUUCAGAGGAGUGUUACUUCUGCAGACCUGUCGAAUGUGAUUGUUGCAUUCAUACAAGGCACAGAGAGAAGCAGAGACCAGUGGGACCAGUGGGCACAGAGGACUGCACUGUUAAACAAUGAACUUUAUGAUCCAGAAUACUUUGCUCAUCAAAUUGAAGGAGCACUGAAAUAGUUAUGCUUGCAACUAAGGAAAUUUGACUGGACUGGACUUUACUUUUUUCUUUACUUUUUUCUUCUAAUGUGAAAAUUAUAUUAUUACAUAUUUUAUAUUACAUAUCUCCAGAUAUGUCAGUAAAAUUGCUAAAAAAGAAAAAAAGUUCAUUUGCAAAAAAGUGUUUCUUAAAAUGAAUAAUCCAACACUACUUUGAUUAAUAUUCCCCUGAGACCAGGCUAAAAAAGUCAGUGAACGUUUCAUCUCUUAUGCUGCUCACCUCUUUUUCAGGAUGUAACUUAAGUUCACAUUACUCACCCACAGCAUCAUAUGACAAGCACUCUGCUUUACCAGCUCAAGUAAUAAAGACACUGCUGCUCGCUGAAGUUUGACCUGUGAA